Arabidopsis thaliana (thale cress) is the source of this 1941-nucleotide messenger RNA. RefSeq names its product Protein kinase superfamily protein (gene CRLK2). Bases 458 to 1768 code for a protein of 436 amino acids. Gene Ontology annotation, cellular component: plasma membrane. Gene Ontology annotation, molecular function: protein serine/threonine kinase activity; ATP binding; protein serine kinase activity. NCBI's taxonomy places the organism in Eukaryota, Viridiplantae, Streptophyta, Magnoliopsida, Brassicales, Brassicaceae. The transcript has 6 exons. The record is from RefSeq and is marked reviewed.
UUCUCUGCGAAUAUAGUUGCGUGUUAGCUCUAGGGUAUCUUCUAGCAAACCAAAAGUGGGAUCUUUGGUUUAUCAUGGAGAUCUCGAUCCAAUUUCGGUUAGAAUUCAAAGAAGGAAAAAAUUGAAUCUUUGAGAAGCUUUUGUUAUUGAGUUAAUUCAGUGAUGAUCCUAUGCUUGUGAUGUGUGAAAAUGUUUUUGUUGCUUGUCCUUGUCUUUUGUAUAAAUCACUGAGUAGCUUCGUUUAGUGUCUCACCAAUGAUUUAACCUUGGUUUGCUAGUUUACUGAACAUGGAGUACAAUGUCUAGAUGGAGUUGGAAUUGUAUGUCUAGUAAUAAUGUGUGUAAUGCUUCAUGAUGCAAAACCUUGCUUUUGAAUUUUUUGUAGGAACGGUUUUUCAGAAACAAAAGAUUCCAUUUUUAGAUUCAAUUCCCUUCUGGUUUGAAAAAUGAUAUCAAAAUGGUGAAUAGAAGUGAUUUGGUGGUGAUUGGCAUCUCGGUUGGGCUUGCACUUGGUCUCUUGCUCGCUCUGCUUUUGUUCUUCGCCAUAAAAUGGUACUAUGGCCGCUCUCACCUCAGGCGAUGCGCUAAUGAACAGAAUUCCCCGACUCUACCUGUUCACACUGCUAAAAGAGGUGUAGUAAUCCCUGAUGAUAGAGCAAACACAGAAUCGUCACAGCCACCUGAGAAUGGAGCACCAACUCAACAUCAGCCAUGGUGGAACAACCACACCAAAGAUCUCACUGUAUCUGCAUCCGGCAUACCUAGAUAUAACUACAAGGAUAUUCAGAAAGCAACACAAAAUUUCACAACCGUUCUAGGACAAGGAUCUUUUGGUCCUGUCUACAAAGCGGUUAUGCCCAAUGGAGAAUUAGCUGCAGCGAAAGUUCAUGGCUCUAAUUCAAGUCAAGGAGACAGAGAGUUUCAAACCGAGGUAUCUUUACUUGGGAGACUGCAUCACCGGAAUCUUGUGAACUUGACAGGAUACUGUGUCGAUAAAAGUCACCGGAUGUUGAUCUAUGAGUUCAUGAGUAAUGGAAGUUUGGAGAAUCUUUUGUAUGGCGGUGAAGGAAUGCAAGUCUUGAAUUGGGAAGAGCGGCUUCAAAUCGCUCUUGACAUCUCCCACGGCAUUGAAUACCUUCACGAAGGGGCCGUACCGCCAGUUAUUCACCGUGAUCUUAAGUCAGCAAACAUUUUGUUAGAUCAUUCCAUGAGAGCUAAGGUCGCGGAUUUCGGGUUGUCGAAAGAGAUGGUUUUAGAUAGAAUGACUUCCGGAUUGAAGGGUACUCACGGCUACAUGGAUCCAACAUACAUUUCGACUAACAAAUACACGAUGAAGAGCGACAUUUACAGUUUCGGUGUCAUCAUUCUUGAGCUCAUUACUGCAAUCCAUCCCCAACAGAAUCUGAUGGAAUACAUCAACCUGGCUUCGAUGAGUCCAGAUGGUAUCGACGAAAUACUCGAUCAGAAACUAGUGGGAAACGCAAGCAUUGAAGAAGUGAGGUUACUGGCGAAGAUUGCAAACAGGUGUGUGCAUAAGACACCAAGAAAAAGACCAUCUAUUGGAGAAGUAACACAGUUCAUACUAAAGAUCAAACAAAGUCGGUCUCGAGGAAGAAGACAGGACACGAUGUCUUCAUCGUUUGGUGUUGGUUAUGAGGAAGAUCUGUCAAGGGUUAUGAGCAGGAUUAAGGAUCAGCAUGUUGAGUUAGGGUUAUUGGCUGGUGUUAAGGAAGAGAAUCAUCAAGAGAGGAACAUUGCAACAACAUAGUAACUCUUUACUUUAGGAGUAAGUCUUUUUGUACAUAUUACCACAUGAGUCUCAAAAGUAAGAUUUCUCCCUCUUCUGCAAAAAGAAAAGAGUUUUUGCUUGCUGACAACAACAACAAAAAUUUGAGGUUAUGUUAUAAAGACUCUUAACAAAAGAUAUAUCUAGUUCUUAUU